AUGUGCACAGUGGAAGGCUGAGGCAAGAUGGUAGAGCAGGGUAACCAGGACACACCGGCACCCCCGGAUCCAUCCAUGGCCCAGGCUUACCCAUCAGCCCAGUUUGCCCCCCCUCCCCAGAACGGCAUUCCAACCGAGUUCACAGCUUCACACCCCCAUCCACAUCCACACUCCCACCCACAUCCUCACCAGCACCCAGCAGCACCGCAGGACUACACCGGGAUCCAGGCCUCCGUCAGCGAGCAUCCACUCAACAUGUACCAGUCCUCACAGAGCCACAGUGAGCAGAGCGCGUCGGACUCCGGCAGUCAGACGGUCACCGGCACAGCCACACAGACAGAUGAUGCUUCCCAGACGGACAGUCAGCCACCAACACAGACUGUACCUGAAAGCACAGACAGCAAGGCCCAGCCCAAGAGACUUCAUGUCUCCAACAUCCCCUUCAGGUUCAGAGACCCAGACCUCAGGCAAAUGUUUGGCCAAUUUGGCAAAAUCUUAGAUGUGGAAAUCAUCUUCAACGAGCGCGGUUCGAAGGGUUUUGGGUUCGUAACGUUCGAGCAUAGCGUGGAUGCCGACAGGGCCAGAGAGAAAUUACAUGGCACCGUGGUAGAAGGCCGUAAAAUAGAGGUCAACAAUGCAACAGCCCGAGUAAUGACAAAUAAGAAGACUGUCAACCCAUAUGCAAAUGGCUGGAAGUUAAAUCCAGUGGUCAGCGCUGUCUACAGCCCAGAAUUCUAUGCAGCAACAUGCAACCAGGCAAAAGGAGCCCACCUACGAGGUCGAGGACGGACCGUUUACAACACAUUUAGGGCGGCUGCUCCGCCUCCCCACAUUCCAGCUUACGGAGGUGUUGUUUACCAGGAUGGAUUUUAUGGUGCAGAUAUUUAUGUAAGUAUUAUUUACUGGUAUGACACUGCAUGCUAG
Molecule: messenger RNA, 924 nt
Organism: Morone saxatilis (striped sea-bass)
Lineage: Eukaryota; Metazoa; Chordata; Actinopteri; Moronidae
Product: RNA binding protein fox-1 homolog 1-like
Exons: 10
Biological process (GO): nervous system development; regulation of alternative mRNA splicing, via spliceosome
Cellular component (GO): cytoplasm; nucleus
Molecular function (GO): mRNA binding
Source: RefSeq, a predicted model, not a curated record